Pseudonaja textilis is the source of this 2373-nucleotide messenger RNA. Lineage: Eukaryota; Metazoa; Chordata; Lepidosauria; Squamata; Elapidae. The record is from RefSeq and is a predicted model, not a curated record.
AUGACAGGGGCCCAUUCCCUAAAUUCAGCCAUGCCACCGCCGCCUCCCCCACUGCCAGGUGUGGUAGGGAUCCCUCCCCCUCCCCCACUGCCUGGCAUGGCAGGCAUCCCUCCCCCUCCCCCGCUGCCUGGUAUGGUAGGCAUCCCUCCCCCUCCCCCGCUGCCAGGCAUGGUAGGCAUCCCUCCCCCUCCCGCUCUUCCUGGUGCUGCAGGAGUGCCACCUCCACCCCCACCACUCCCAGGCAUGCCACCUCCUCCUCCCCCACUGCCUGGGAUGGAAGGGUUACCACCCCCUCCCCCACUGCCAGGCAUCCCACCUCCUCCACCUCUGGGAGUCAACAUAGAGGAAAUUGUCCCCGCGUGGGCCAACGCUCUUAGCUAUGCCACACCACCCCCUAAAAGAAGGAAGAUGCCAACGCUGAGGAUGAAGAAGCUGAAUUGGCAGAAGCUCCCCACCAAUGUGGUGAGAGAGAGUCACUCCAUGUGGGCAUCAGUAACAAGCACGAGUGAAGAAUAUAUUGAGCCGGAUUAUUCUAAAAUAGAACAGUUGUUUUGCUUUCCACAAACCAAGCCCAAAUCAAAGGAAGUUGCACCAGUGAAGACAGAACCAAAAGAGAUUACAUUUCUAGAUUCCAAAAAGAGUCUUAAUUUGAAUAUAUUUUUGAAGCAAUUUAAGUGCACAAAUGAGGAGGUGGUUAAAAUGAUUCAGGAAGGUGACAGAACAAAGUUUGAUGUUGAAGUGCUCAAGCAGCUUCUUAAACUCCUACCGGAAAAACAUGAAAUAGAAAAUUUGAAAGCUUUCAAAGAAGAAAAGGAAAAAUUAGCAAAUGCAGAUCAGUUCUAUCUUCUGCUCCUUGGAGUUCCUAGCUACCAACUGAGGAUUGAAUGUAUGCUGAUAUGUGAAGAGACUGCAGUUCUGCUGGAGAUGUUGCAGCCCAAAGCAGAAACAGUAAGGAGGGCUUGUGAAGAUCUCCUCUCAAGCCAUCGGUUGCCCAUUUUCUGUCAAUUGAUUCUCGAUGUUGGAAACUUCCUGAACUAUGGAAGUCACACAGGAGACGCCGAUGGCUUUAAAAUUGGUACUUUGCUCAAGUUAACAGAAACUAAAGCAAACCAGACUCGCAUUACACUGCUCCACCAUAUAUUAGAGGAAGUGGAAAAAAAUCACACCGAUUUGCUUCAACUUCCCAAAGAUCUUGAAUGUGUUUCAAAGGCAGCUGGAAUCAAUCUAGACGUGAUUCAUUCUGAAUCCAGCUCCAAUAUAAAGAAAUUGCUGGAACUUGAACGGAAGCUGACAUCCUCAAUAGAAGAAGUGAAAGCCCAAUAUAGAACAGCCAUUCAGGAUAGUUUGACUGCUAACCAAAAGCUGGAGGAUGAGUUUGAACUCAUUGAAACUAAGAGAACAGAACUUGCUAACUAUCUCUGUGAAGAUCCGAACAAAUUGUCUUUGGAGGAGAUAUUUAAUACCAUGAAAACCUUCCGUGAUCUCUUCAUCAAAGCACUAAAGGAAAACAAGGACCGAAAGGAACAAGCAGCCAAAGCUGAGAAAAGGAAGAAACAGUUGGAAGAAGAAGAAGCUAAGAGGCCAAAAGGAGAAGAUGGGAAAACCAUUAAGAAAGGAGCUGUCAAACAAGAGGAGGUGUGUGUUAUUGAUGCUUUGCUGGCUGACAUAAGGAAGGGAUUCCAGCUACGAAAAACAACCAGGAACAAAAAUGGCACAGACACUCCCAUGAAAACAACACCUCAGAGAGGAAGAGUGAUUGACCAAAGCAUUCAGGAUGUGAAAGACCCAGAGCAAGAAGAUGAUUCAAGGGUGCAAAAUAAUUUCCAGGACCAAGUAGAAAAUGCAAAGUCUUCAGAAGGGGCUACCAUAAAUGAGAAAUCUGAGAUGGCUACUGACUCGUUGAAUUUACAGACACCGCCUGAUGCCAUUGGGAAUGGCAUCUCUUCUCCAGCCCAGGCAGAUCCCGAAAAGGCCUCAUUACAUUCUUCCGUUUUGGAGGAAAAUAGAGAAGCCCCAAAUGGAACAAAUUUACAAAAGGAAAAUGACUCCUGUUCCUUUCAUGAUGCCAACAGCCAUGAUUUAGUGUUGUCUCACUCCAUUUCUUUUGUAGAGUUUACAAGUGAUAACUCAGGACAUUCAACUAGCCUGAAUAUUAAAGCUGAUGAGGUUGACUUAGGGGACCCAGCUAGUAGAACUGAACCUGAUGGCUCAUUGAACCAUUUAAAUUUUCUUCAGUACUUAAAUAAAAUGUUGAAAAGGGAACCUUUCUCCCUCUGUAAUGCAGAAAUGGAUAGGGAGAAGCUCUACACCAAAAGUGCCUGUCGGAUAACUUUCAUUUUUAAAAAUAUUGAUCAGUUUUGGACCCUAACAUGA